Molecule: messenger RNA, 984 nt
Organism: Eimeria tenella
Lineage: Eukaryota; Apicomplexa; Conoidasida; Eucoccidiorida; Eimeriidae
Exons: 2
Coding region: 1-984 (327 amino acids)
Source: RefSeq, a predicted model, not a curated record
AUGACCAGUCAAGCAGAACUUAACAAGCGCCCUCCCUUCACUGCUGCGGCUAAGGCCCGGCAGCUGCAGGCGUGGGCACCCGGUGCAGCACGUAAGGAAGCAGCCAGACUUGAAAGCUGCUGCAGCAGCUUUCUAAUCAGUUCGCUCCUGCGGCAAAGAUUCCUGAAUUGUGACAUGAGGGAGUAUUUGCUCCAUCGCUGGGAACCGAAGGCACCUAAAGGUGGCUGCCGGCCCGCCAACUGCUUCUCAAACACUUUGAGCCCAGUAAGUGUGCAGCAGACAAGGGGCGCGAGGCGCCUUGUCGGAUCGGGAGCAGCAGCAGCAGCAGCAUUGGGAGCCGUAGCAGCAACGCCGCUGCAGCACGCAGCAGCACCCCAGCUUGCAGGUGGGGACUCUGCAGAAGCAGCCACGCCAGUAGUGGGAACAGCAAAAGAAGUACUGCAACGCAAUAGCAGCAGCAGUAUGAUCUGUCCAGACCCAGCACUGCAGCAGCAGCAGCAGCAGCAGUUGCCGCUGCAGCCGCCUCCUCAGGCUGAGCAGGAGCAGCGCCUGCAGCCACCGCUGCAGCGGCAGCUGCCCGAGCAACUGCAGCAGGAGCGGCUAACAGAGCAGCAGCACCAGCAGCCGCUGCUGCUGCUACAAGGGAAGCAGCCGCAGCAGGAGUCACAGGGCACAUACUCCCCAGAUCAGCUGCAGCAGCUGCAGCAUCUUGAGCGACAAGUGCUGUUCCGCCACUUGCAGCAGCAACAGCAGCAACAACAGCAGCAGCAGCCCCAAAGCAGUUGCCUCCCCAACGACGAGCAGCACCACCUGCAGGUACAGCUGCAGCAGAGCGCAGCUGAGGCCUUUGCUGCUGCUGCAGCUGCUGCACAGGCUGCUUCCGGGGCGUUUGCUGCAGCAGUGUCUGCAGCAGCGGCUGCUGCAGAAGCUCUGACUAUUGCUGCCUCCGCAGCAGCUGCAGCAAACGAUCCCAGCAGCAUAUGA